Molecule: messenger RNA, 1036 nt
Organism: Chanos chanos (milkfish)
Lineage: Eukaryota; Metazoa; Chordata; Actinopteri; Gonorynchiformes; Chanidae
Gene: angptl8
Product: angiopoietin like 8
Exons: 4
Coding region: 118-732 (204 amino acids)
Biological process (GO): regulation of lipid metabolic process; triglyceride homeostasis
Source: RefSeq, a predicted model, not a curated record
CACAGAGAGAUGCGUCGAGACGCACUCUGAAAACUUUGUGAACUCUCGAAGAACGAGGAAACGAAGCGCUAAGACCUUCGAUUGGAGACUCAAACUCGUUUAAAAAAGGUUCACAGGAUGAGCGCUGUUUUUACGAUGAGGAGAAGCUUGUGUCUGCUGUGUGUGGCUCUGUGGUUGUCGGGGGCUCUGGCCAAACCGGCCAAGGCGCCUCAGACGAAAGGGAAACCAGCCUCGGUGGACGACGUGAACGUGCUGAUGUACGGCGUGCUGCAGUUUAGCGAAUCCCUGCAUCACAUGUACCAGACCACAGAGGCCAAGAUCGCCCGCAUUCUCAGGUCCAUUCACAAGACAGAGAGUAUAGUGACAAGACUGGGUCAGGACACAGAGGAGGCUGAACAAACUAACAGCCAAGUUAAAGAGAGACUAAACCUCAUAAAGGCCCAGAUGGCAGGCCUCCAGGCCCAGGCUGAGCAGACCAAAGGGAUAGUGAUCAAAGCGGCAGAAGAAGGGGAGGACCUGAAGAGCAAACUAACUAAUCUGGAGACAAACCUCAAGAUCUCUCCACCCAAUCAGAUCAGAGCACUGAAGGAGAUGACCCUGAGGAAUUCCAGUGUUCUGAAGGAUCUGAUGAAACUGACGGUGGAGCAAAAGCAAACACUGGAGAACCAGAAUGAGCAGUUAGCUGAGCUGCAGAGGAAAGCGAGUCUGGACCUGAAUUCUCGGCCCGUGUGACGCAGCUGUAGGGGGCGCGUCAUAAUGGCUGCCAUCACUCAGAUACACAUAUGCUGGACCAUGUACCUGUAUCGACGAAGACUCAAUAUCUUCAACGACACUCCUUAAAUAGCACCCAAAACAUAUCCCUCCACCAAACACGUCCCCGACCGUCUAUAAGCGUACAAAAAACUAACACACUUUAACUAAAAAAAGAAAAUGUAUAUGUUGUUUAAAUGUUAUGUGCUGCAGUUUGUGUUUUAUAACUUAAAGUCUGAUGUAAAUAAAAACUUAUGAUAAACCUUAUAAUAAUAAAUAAACCUCA